Molecule: messenger RNA, 2028 nt
Organism: Paramecium sonneborni
Lineage: Eukaryota; Ciliophora; Oligohymenophorea; Peniculida; Parameciidae
Source: the annotation of a GenBank genome assembly
UUUAUGUUUUAAAUUUAGAAUAGAGAUGAACAAGAUACAGGAACUUUAGAAUAAAAUCUGAAGUAAAAAUGGCUGCCAUUUUAAAUAAAGGAUACUCAAAUUGCUGUAUAAACUCUAAAUAAAUUAAAAAAUGAAGUAUAAAAGCUAAUGAUUUCGUUUAAUGAAUAAGGUUUUAAAUUUAUAGAAGACUUGGAUGUUCAAAUAGAAUAUUUGAAAACUAAAUCAAGUUAAAUAGGAAAACUAAUAUGUGAAUUACCUAAUAAUGCUUAUUAAGAGCCUUAGAAAAUAAAUUAAAUGAUUUCUGAGUAAUUAAUAGAAGUGGAAAAGAUAUAAGAAAUGUGUAAAUAUAAAUUGAGAACUCUUAUAGAUUCUGAGAUUUUGAACAAAUGUUUUUAUGAAAUUCAACAAUUAAACUUUAAUGAUACAAUAAAAAGAUUAUAUAAAAUAUUUAAUCCACUUUUAUAAGAAUAAAAUCAAAAUUGGAUUUGUGAGAAACAUAAAAAAUAAAUCAAAUUUGUAUAAUUAAAUGGAGAGAUUUCAAAUAAGUUAGCUUGUGAUCAAUGUAUAUAAAAUAAUAGAUAUGGAUAAUAUAUAACACUAUAGGAAUUAUAAUUUCAAUGGAAUCGAGUUACAAUAAAAACUUUAAAAAAAUAUAAUUACUGUUAACAUGAACUUUUAAAAAAUUCAAAUGGAAUGUUAUUUGAAAUUUAAUCUUUAAGAUAGAAUUUUAAAAAGCUUUUAGAGUAAAUUAAUUUAUAAUUGAAUUGUCAAAAUACAUUAGAAAGUGAUUAAUUAUAAUAAUAAUAUCAGAUGAUGUAAAUAGAUUGGUUAUAAUUAUCUACAGCAUAAUUAAUAGAUGUUGCUUAUAUUUGUAGUUAAUAGAAUUUUGAUGAUGAUAUUGAAAAAGAAUUCAAAACUAAAAAUAUAUUUAUAUCUUAGAUGUUAAAUGAAACUAAAAAAUUUUCAAACAUGCUUAAAAUUUAAUAUGAAUCAUUUCUAAAAUAUUGGAUUAAACCAAUAGAUAAUAAUAUUUAAAAUGAAGAGAUUAAUGAAUCAAAAAAUGAAGCUAAUCCAUAAAAAUAUUAAUUAUUAGAAUAAUAUAAUAUGAAAGAAGAGAAAUGUUUAUCAUUUGCUUUUAAUGGAGAUUCUAGUAUUUUAGUGGUUGGUUACAAUCGAUUUAUUAAAGUAUUUUAAUUUUAAUAAGGUUAAUUAACAUAAACAUAAAUAUUAGAUGAUCAUAAAGAUUAUAUAAGAUGCUUAUAUUUUAUGAAUAGAAGUAAUUAAUUUAUAUCAGGUUGUAAUGAUUUUAAAAUUAUUAUCUGGUCUUGUGAUAGUAAUAAUUAUUGGUAUGCACAAUAAGUAUUAGAAGGACAUACGGAUUAUGUUAGAGCUGGGGUUAUUAUGAAUAAUAGAGAAGAUUUAAUUAUUUCUGGAAGUGAUGAUCGUACGAUUAGAUUCUGGUCUAAAAAAAAUAGAUUAUGGAGUUGUAAAUAAAUAUUAAGUGGUCAUUCUAAAGAAGUUAGAAGUUUAAGUCUUAAUCCUUCAUCUACUUAACUUAUUUCAUGCUCAGCUGGAACAUAAAUCUUUCUUACUUAAUAUUCACCUUAUUCAAAACAAUGGUGUAACAUUUAAAUUAUAUAAACUGAAAAAAGUGGAUAUAGUUUAAAAUUUAUAAAAGAAGAUCUUUUCUCUUUCUAACCUUAUGAUUAAGGAAUUCUAUAAAUUUAUUAAUUAGAUUCAAGAAACAGAACUUUCUAAAUUAUUCAAAAUCUUCAAGUUAAAUCAAAAGAUAAUAGAUGGGACUUCUUUCCAUAAUAAUUUAUUGAAGAUAAAUCUAUUUUACUUCACAAAAAUGGAAACACAAUCAAUAUAUUUAAAUUUAAUCGUGAAAAUAAUUAAUUUACUAUUGUUCAAUCCAUUCCAAACUCUGAUGUUUAUCUAUAUGGUGCCCUGACUGCUGAUGCAUAAUAUCUAGUCACAUGGGAUACUGAUAGUAGAUGCAUUAGAGUAAGAAAAUAUCAAUAAUGA